CCACUGCCAGGGAGGACGAGUACUUCUGCUGUGCUACUGUGCUGCAGCCUCGGUGUCUCUCAAAGUAGGCGAAAAGUGGACGAUUGGGCGGGGACUUGGAGCUUUGUUUGAGAGCAAAGGGAGCCUGGAGUUAUGUUUGAGAUGUCUAUAUAAAUGCUUCAUAUCGCAGGACACUAGUCACUAACGCUCUCUUUAUACUUUUGAUUCUUUCCUUGUUCUUUCGUGCGUGUCCGAACACCGGUGUCCGGGCUGUGAUGGAGCGCUGGCGGGGCAGAGUGGCUCUGGUGACCGGAGCCUCGGUUGGAAUUGGUGCGGCUCUAGCCGUAGAGUUGGUCCGGCUCGGAAUGAAAGUGGUGGGCUGCGCCAGGGACAUCGGAAAAAUACAGAAACUGGCAGCAGAGUGUCAGAGCGCCGGUCACCCUGGUGUUCUGGUGCCUUUCAAGUGUGACUUGACUAACGAAGAGGAGAUUCUGGCCAUGUUUGCAGCGAUCAAAGAGCAGCACAGAGGCGUGGACGUGUGCAUCAACAACGCUGGCUUGGCUCACCCCGAGCCGCUGCUAAGUGGCAAAACCAGCAGCUGGAAGAACAUGAUGGAUGUGAACGUUUUUGGCUUGAGUAUCUGCGCGCGUGAAGCGUAUCAGUCGAUGAAAGAGAGACACGUUGACGAUGGGCACAUCAUAAACAUAAACAGUGUAUGUGGACAUCAUGUGAUGCCCCAUGCUGAUCUACAUUUCUACACCGCCACCAAGUUUGCUGUAACCGCUCUGACUGAGGGCCUGAGGCAGGAGCUUCGUGCAGAAAACACCCAUAUCCGAGCCACAAGCAUUUCUCCCAGCUUAGUGAAGACUGAAUUUCCUUUGCGGCUCUAUAGCAACAAUCCAGAUAUAAAAGCCAGAGUUUUCUCUGCAUAUAAGCCUUUGGAAGCAAAAGAUGUUGUCAACGCUGUUAUAUACGUGCUCAGUGCCCCUCCUCAUGUUCAGAUUGGAGAGGUUCAGAUGCUAGCAACAGAGCAGAAGUCUUAGAGUUGCACCAUGAGACCCUCCUGAAUUAAUAAGACCAAUUCUUCUUCUUUAUGAAACUGACGACCAGCGUUGGGUGUAACAUGCUGCCGUAAUCAGAUUACAUUUUUCAGUAAUACAACACAGUUGUAACAGUUAUAGCACUACUUGCCUUUUAAAGGUUCUUCUAAUCGAAAUAGAAUAGAAAGAAAAAACUGUCAGUCAUGUCUUGCUCUUGCUCUUUAAUCAGCUGAUUUCAGUUCGUGCAAUAGAAUAAUCGUUUCGCAAAAGAAUAAGUAAUUUCUGCUGACCUUGGCUUGGAUAUGAGCCCUUAUAUUUGACAGUAAAAUAAAUCACUUGGUGUGUGUGUAAGUAAAAAUGGUCUGUGGAUGCAAAUACUCUGCCUUUACUUUUUGAGUCAAUAAGAUAUUUUUUUUCUAGUUAAGUUGGGUGGUAAGUAAAUAUGUUUCCAAGAAUGUUUAAGAAGAAAAUAACACAUUUAAACGCAUGUGUGUCAUAAAAUAAAUAAAUUAUUGUUUGCAUGUGAUUUAGUUUCUCUAAA
Molecule: messenger RNA, 1560 nt
Organism: Oreochromis aureus
Lineage: Eukaryota; Metazoa; Chordata; Actinopteri; Cichliformes; Cichlidae
Product: dehydrogenase/reductase SDR family member 11-like
Exons: 7
Coding region: 255-1022 (255 amino acids)
Source: RefSeq, a predicted model, not a curated record